GGGAGGGGGUAGUAAUAGAAAUUAGAUCUCUUUCCUUUCCCGUAUCUUGCGUAGAAUAUGUCGGGAGCUGGAACCCCUUCUGAGGGGCCUCUGGUGCAACUUCAAGAGCAAACACCUGUCAAGAAUACUGAGGACUUACACGAAAACAGUAUUACCAUUUCGCCUGGAGAUAGUGAAGCCACCAGUAAAGGUUUGAAUGAAGGUUCCGUAUCGUGCUCGGUAGCCGAGCAGAAGGAGUGUGCAAUGAGCAUGUCCCGAAGCGUUCCGAGGAUGGAUGAUAGCAUAUCGAAGCUCGACGAAUCAGGAGACGAGGAGGAUAAGGUCGCCACCAGAGAUAACGUUAGCGAAGUCCCACAAGAGGUUUUGGUAUCAAUUAAUGAGGUGAAAAAUAUUGUUCUCCAAAUAUUAAGUCCGUAUUUCGAUGACGAUGGGGGUGGUGAUGAUCCCAUCCCCUCCCACGUGAUCGACGAAAAAGCUCCAGGGGCGGGGGGCGAUGAUAUCCGCGAUGAAGGCGCCGCAAACGAGUCUACCCAUGUCGAGUCCGGCCUCGUGGACGACGAUUACUACAAUGACACCGCUCAGCGAUAUGACCACAACAAAUCCCUGGCAUGGACCCAGCUGAUAUGUGAUGGGAUCAUGAAGAAGCUGAUUUUGAUGGAUAAACCGUUCAAAUAUGUAGUACAUUGUAUGAUCAUGCGCAAGACUGGGGCUGGUAUACAUGUAUGUUCUAGCAAUUUCUAUGGUCCGAUCGAUGGCUGUUUGAGUCAUUCUCAUGAUCUCAAUCCACACAUAUACGCGGCAAUAACCGUUUACUGGAGCGGGAUAUAAUAUAGAUCUAGCAAUGUGUACAUGUUCCCCUAUGAAUGGCAGUAGAUAUUGUCCUUGAGUAUAAGCUUACUCUUUUUUUCAAACAUUUUCUUAGAGAGCUUCCUCCCCUUUUCUCUUCCCUUUUCGUACUGCUCAUUUAAUCCUUUACACAUGUGCGUUUUUUGUUUUCAUAUUUCCUCCAUUUGAUGUAGAUAUCGCUAUGUUUGUGAGUAUAGUAUCACGACCACAAAGAUAGCAAAUUGUUGUAGUUUCUGAAAUUACUAUUGCCGGCAUAUUAGAUUUGAACGAGUACGAGAAUAUAGAGAAUAUCAUUUUUUUUCUAUUUUCUGUCUAUCCCAACGAAUAAGAAAUAAGGGGAUCUGUCCAAUACCAUUUCUUAUGAAGUUUCUUCUCGAAUAAGUUCUAAAUUUAAUCCUUGGAGGAUAUAGAUUAACGGGUGUAUAUAAUAGACUUUCCCCUUUUCUUUACUGCGCCUUGAUUCGGUGCCCCAACGCCACGUUUACUUCCCUAUCUUCCUUUCAGAGGUGGUGGCAUCGUUUAUUACACUCUCAGUCUGUGCAAAAAAAAAUUUCGAACGGGACCCCUGAUCUA
Messenger RNA from Phytomonas sp. Hart1, 1419 nucleotides. NCBI's taxonomy places the organism in Eukaryota, Euglenozoa, Kinetoplastea, Trypanosomatida, Trypanosomatidae. The record is from the annotation of a GenBank genome assembly.